AUGAUCUCUGUAUUCCAACUGAUAGAGAUAGUAGCGAUCGUACUCUAUUCAUUCCUACUCAUCGUUUGUCUGAUAUCAUUCUGGAAGUCAUUCCAACGCAAUGAAUUUGCACUCAUCUCUAGGAUAUUCCACUUGUUCAUCUUCUUAUUCGUAUUGUGCAGGAUAUUAUGGUACACAUUGAGGGUAGCUGAGGGUGAGACACCAUGGACUUUCAUCCUCAACAACUUUGGAUUCCUCUUUGACAUGACAGGUCUAUCAGUUAUUUUGUUCUUCUGGAUUGAACAAUACUAUCAAACUUAUGUGGCAUCGACAGAGUUCUUCCCAACAAUGAAGAUGACAUUCGUAGCAAUCAAUCUGGCGAUGUAUGGUAUCGAGAUCAUAUUAGUUUCACUAUUCUUCACAGUCAAUCACUCUAGGAAAGAGGGAAGUACAGUAUAUUUAUUGAACACAUUAUACCAAGCUGACACUAACCAUUGA
Acytostelium subglobosum LB1 is the source of this 477-nucleotide messenger RNA. RefSeq lists its product as hypothetical. Bases 1 to 477 code for a protein of 158 amino acids. The record is from RefSeq and is a predicted model, not a curated record. Lineage: Eukaryota; Evosea; Eumycetozoa; Acytosteliales; Acytosteliaceae. The transcript has 4 exons.